AUGAAGUCUCACCCCUUGUUCUGGAAAUCCUUCUCUGACUUCAUUGAUGAGCUCGAUGGCAUCAAGGAGAUCAUUCAGGGAAGUGACUUCCUGGCCCUGGAUUUGGAGUUCACUGGCCUACGGAAGUCAAUGUCUGGGGGAUUGAAGAACAACCUUUUUGACUCCAUCUCUGACCGACUGAAAAAAAUGCAGGAAAAUAUGAUGGAAUUUCUAGUCCUACAAGUUGGUCUCUGUGCCUUUCAUUGGGUUCCUGAAGCAAGAAAAUGGAAAUACUAUGCGUACAACUUCAAUGUCUUCCCCUCUGCAGAACAUGGAGACCUUACCUUUCCUUGUCAGGUUGAAACCAUGAAGUUUUUGCUUGAACAUGGCUUUGAUUUCAAUAGAGUGAUUUUAGAGGGCAUUCCAUUUUUAAGACCUGAUCGAGAGGAGAAGGCCAAGAGAUCAUUCUUUUUGAAACAGAAGGCCAUCCUGGGCCAAGGACCAUCACCACAGAGAGUGUCUGUCCCUGAAAAGUUGAAGCCUCUCAUUGUUGCCAUCAGUGAGAGGGUCAAGAACUUCCUGGAUGACCCUGAUGCAGGACAAGAAUUAAACUUGGGUGACUUCACUGCAUAUCACAGAAAGCUCAUCUAUGAAGAGAUUCAUGAACGAUUUCAAGGCCAAAUGUGGGUGGAGAGUGUGCCUGGGAAAGCAGGAGAGACAGAAAUCUUGCUGCAUCGAGGAAAGGAAGGUCUGGAAAAUUGGGGGAAGGAGCCAUGGAAGAAACUACAAAAUGCCUUUGAAUUCAGGAAGCUGAUUGAUUUCAUCUCAUCAUCUGAGAAGCUGUUGAUUGGGCAUAAUAUGCUCCUUGAUCUCCUUCACUUGGAAGAGAAGUUCCAUCAAGACAUCCCUCAGGAGUAUGGUGAGAUGAAACAUUUGCUUCACACCCGCUACCCAAAGAUCCUAGAUAUGAAACUGGUUGCUGAAUGGGGUGAACUGGCCGACUUGUUCAUGGAUUCUUCCCUGAAGUGCAUGGCUAUCAGACUCUCAAAGGAGCCAUUUCAGUGUGCAGCUGUAGCACCUGGGAAUGAAGUCAGUGCUCGUUAUGAGAAGAAGGAGGCCUUCCAUGAAGCUGGAUAUGAUGCCUUUCUCACAGGGCAGAAUUUUCUCAGUGUUCUUCAGUACCUGAAUCACAUGGAUAGUAUGGUCUUGGAGGUCUCAUUUAAGAGCUGCCUCUUUCCCCUGGCCCUUGACUUCACUCCCAAAUCCUCUUUGACAAUCCUCCUGACUGUCCUCUUGCUCACGUUCGUUUCCUUGGCCAUCCUCCUCAUGGACCGGAUGGGGUUGAGCUGGAUUUUUCCUUUUAUCGCUCUGAUCGUCGCCGGAGUCCUUGCUGAACAUGGCCUUCCACUUCCAGGCUUCCUCUUGACAUUGCCCGUGGCCUUAAAUUUGUUGAGGACCUUGUACACAGUAACCCUGUGGAUGUUCAGGGCCUUGGCAAUCUCGGUGGGUGUCUUCCCAGCGCUGAACAUAGCAAUACCAGAUGUUCCUUAUAUCAAUCUUGCUGGACCAGAUAUGAGCCCAGAUCGCAGCCAUGUAUUUCACCUCAAAAUGCCAUCAUCCUGGAAAAAUCAGGAUAUUGAAGAGCUCUUCUCUGCAGUUGGACCAGUCCAGAUUGCAUGGAUUGAUGACACAUCAGCCUAUAUUGCCCUGAAGAGGCGUGAAAUGGCAGCUGAAGCACUCACAGCAAAAAUACCCCAUAAUGAUAGUCUCUAUCAAGUCACUACUUAUGCAGACUUUUGUGCUGAAUCCCUAUUUGAUUGCAAGAGGAGAGGGGAGAAGCGACAAAAACUUGAAGAGAUCAAUUCAUGAGGCUCUUCCCUGAUAUUCAGUCCAUACCACAUUUGGCAAAUGAGAGAUCUCGGUCAAAGU
This is a messenger RNA of Darwinula stevensoni, 1908 nucleotides long. Lineage: Eukaryota; Metazoa; Arthropoda; Ostracoda; Podocopida; Darwinulidae. The record is from the annotation of a GenBank genome assembly.